This is a messenger RNA of Maniola jurtina (meadow brown), 1712 nucleotides long. Its product is annotated as glucose-1-phosphatase-like. Bases 364 to 1593 code for a protein of 409 amino acids. The transcript has a single exon. Gene Ontology annotation, cellular component: outer membrane-bounded periplasmic space. Gene Ontology annotation, molecular function: sugar-phosphatase activity. NCBI's taxonomy places the organism in Eukaryota, Metazoa, Arthropoda, Insecta, Lepidoptera, Nymphalidae. Gene Ontology annotation, biological process: dephosphorylation. The record is from RefSeq and is a predicted model, not a curated record.
AUCACUGACAUUUACAAGCAGCAGUCAAGGUGCAGUCAAGGAUGUCAAGUAUCAACAUUGGUUUGUUUUGUUUAGUUAAUAAUAUUUUUAGUACUUAUAAUUUCGUAAUUAUUAAGUUUCAACUGUUUUAAUAUUAGAUGCGCUAUCUUUUGUAAACUUUUAGGUAUCUUUACAACCGUAUUAUCAGAGUUAUUGUUUAAUUUAAGUUUUUAGGUUACAAUUCUAUGACCUCCGAGUCCAGACACUAGCGAUAGGUAUUUCAAUUUCCUCAUAUCUUGCUCAAUUGCCAAUAUUUACUCAACACUUCACUUUGUACAUAGAUAUCAUCGACUUCACAGUUUGGCUAACAAAUUAGAAGUCAAAAUGUACAACCAAUCAUUGCUAAAUACCAUAAUUUUUAUAUUAAUUUGUGUUAUUAUGCAAGUGACUAUUUUUGUAUUCAUAAUAUAUUCAAGUGCUAUGUCGUCGCUAAAAUUAGAACAAGUGGUCAUUCUUAGCAGACACAAUGUAAGAACUCCUGUGUCAAAAAAUCUUGGCAGAAUGACACCUCAGUUUUGGCCGCAUUGGGAAGAAAAACCUGGAUUUUUGACCGAAAAAGGUUUCCUUUUAGAAGGUUACAUGGGUAAAUAUUUUUAUACAUGGCUGAAUAGAGAAGGACUUUUGCCUAAAAACUGUCCCAGUGAAGAAGAUUUCUAUGUUUACUCCAACACUAUGGAACGAACAUUGUCUUCGGCCCAGGCUUUUGUGACAGAAUGUUAUCCAAAUUGUAAUAUAACCAUUCACCAUGCGGACAUUGACAAACCUGAUCUCGUAUUCACUCCAUUCAUUCAUAAUUCAACAUCUGUAUUUAAAAAAAUAGCAAUAAAUGAAAUGAAGUAUGUUUUAAGUCAUUUAAAUUUAAAUAAAUCUUUUGACCUAAUGGCAGAUGUUCUAGAAUAUAACGAGUCAGAUUUUUGUAAAAUAGACAACGAUUGUUAUUUUGCUGCUGACAAAACUGAGCUUGACAUAAUUGCUGGGAUGAAACCUAAAGUUAGAGGUUCGUUAAAAAUAUGCAAUGAAGCUACAGAUGCGUUUCUAAUGGCAUAUUAUAACGGGUUUCCGUUAAUUGAUGUUGCAUGGGGAAAACUUAAUCUUACAAAUUGGCAAUCUAUUGUAGAACUCACAGCUGGUUAUCAUAAUGUAACUUUUAGUACAAAAUAUGUUGCUAAAGACAUUGCUAGGCCAUUAAUACAGUAUUUAACUAACAUCUUCUUAAAUGAAAACACUAAAGUAACUUUAUUGAUGGGGCAUGAUGCUAAUAUUAAUGUUUUAUUGAGUGCAAUGUCUUUCAAACAUUAUGAGUUGGACUAUAACUUUAUAUCAACGCCGGUUGGUGGGAAGAUGGUUUUUCAAAAAUGGUUGGAUGAGAAAGCAAACCAGUAUUUGUUAAAAGUGGAGUAUGUGUAUCAAAGUAACGAACAAUUAAGGGAGGGUUUGAUACUAUCCAAUGAUAACCCGCCAAAGUUUAAAUUGUUAGAAUUAGAACACUGUAAAAUGGAUGAUAGAGGAUUUUGUAGUUGGGAUGAAUUUGUUAAUUUCUUAAAUGACUUAUGAUAUCUGUAUAAUGCAUGUAAAACAUAUUGACAUAUUGAUUUUUCAUAUCAAAAAUGUAAUAUUUAUAGUUGUACUAGCUUAUACCCACGACUUUGUCCGUGUAGGCUUAGGUUUUUAAA